CGCCGUUCCCGCCUCGGGCACCUGCCGUAGCCACCCGCGCCGCGCGCGGAGCGGGGCCUGCUUUAAAGGGGCCGCGCGGCGCAAUGGCGGCGCCGUGGCUCUGGCUGCUGGCGCUCGGCGCCGGGCUCGCCGCUGCCGCCGCCGCUGCCGCCGCGCCGCCGCCACCCGACGCCGAGGUCACGUUCGUGCUGCCCGCCGGCAGACGGGAAUGCUUCUACCAGAGCGCCCCCGCCAACGCCUCCCUAGAGGCCGAGUACCAGGUGAUCGGUGGGGCCGGGCUGGACGUCGACUUCUCCUUGGAGAGCCCUUCCGGGCGGCUGCUGGUCAGCGAGUCCAGGCGCUCCGACGGCGUCCACACGGUGGAGCCCACCGAGCCCGGCGACUACCGGCUCUGCUUCGACAACUCCUUCAGCACCAUCUCCGAGAAGUUGGUUUUCUUCGAGCUCAUCUUCGACAGCGCCCAGGAGGAGGAGGAAGAGGAGGAGGAGGAGGAAGGAGACGCCUGGGUGGAGGCAGCAGAGCCUGAGGACGCUCUGGACGUCAAGAUCGAGGACAUCAAGGAAUCGAUCGAGACCAUGCGGGGGCGGCUGGAGCGCAGCAUCCAGAUGCAGGCUCUGCUGAGAGCCUUCGAGGCUCGGGACAGGAACCUGCAGGAGAGCAACCUGGGCAGGGUCACCUUCUGGUCUGCCUUCAACCUGGGGCUGCUGCUGCUGGUGGCCUUCCUGCAGGUCUAUACCCUCAAGAGCCUCUUCGAGGACAGGAGAGCCCUGCGGACCUGAGGCAGGGCACGGACGGACACCCGGACAGG
Messenger RNA from Dryobates pubescens (Downy woodpecker), 808 nucleotides. It is a transcript of the gene TMED1, whose product is annotated as transmembrane p24 trafficking protein 1. Gene Ontology annotation, biological process: intracellular protein transport; endoplasmic reticulum to Golgi vesicle-mediated transport; Golgi organization. Lineage: Eukaryota; Metazoa; Chordata; Aves; Piciformes; Picidae. The transcript has 4 exons. Bases 84 to 779 code for a protein of 231 amino acids. The record is from RefSeq and is a predicted model, not a curated record. Gene Ontology annotation, cellular component: endoplasmic reticulum; COPII-coated ER to Golgi transport vesicle; Golgi apparatus.